This is a messenger RNA of Pocillopora verrucosa, 2060 nucleotides long. RefSeq names its product proproteinase E-like. Gene Ontology annotation, molecular function: serine-type endopeptidase activity. Lineage: Eukaryota; Metazoa; Cnidaria; Anthozoa; Scleractinia; Pocilloporidae. Gene Ontology annotation, biological process: proteolysis. The record is from RefSeq and is a predicted model, not a curated record.
AUGGCUAAUCACAUCGGGGCACCGACCACGCGAAUAUCCAAACUUCCCACAGGCGAAGAAAGAUCCUCCACGAACUCAGAUACGUUCUUGAGCAGCUGUCGGGAUACUGGGGAUUCCAAGCAGUUGGGCGCGAAAGGAACAGCUACAGUAAAACUGGUUCUUUAUGAAUACUUGAUUCUGCUGGGGGCCAAGAGCAGUUCAUGGGAAAGCCAUCAAAGCCAAGAGAGUUUAUGUUUCGUCCUUGUGUUUUUUCAUAGAAUACCCAGAAUGAUAAACAUUUAUAAUAUCGCUGUGGUUAUUGUGGUUUUACUGCCUUCAAACCAAGGUCGGCAUCACAUAAUUAGCCGUGGACAUCUGAAGCCUCCUCUGGAGGAACCGGCCUUCUUUACAACGGAUAUAGAACCAGAUGAACUUGAUUUGAAGCAGGCGCAACAACGAAGAGUCAAGGGAGGAACAAAUAGUCAUAAGAUGCCACCUCCUGUUGGUCCUAUCAGGGACCUUCACCUAGAGCAAGAGCAAAAACGAGGAGACAGUGGAGGACAAAAGACCUUUAAGAUGCCACCUCCUCAUGGUCCUAUCCGAGAAAUCAAUCCACACGCACCAUACUUCGACGAAGGUCGUGACAGUUGUGGCCGCAAUUCAGGUUCUUCUUCACGAGUCAUCAAUGGCGAUGACGCUACUCUUGGAGAAUGGCCAUGGCAGGCCCGCUUGGAAUUCAACCAUCACCAUAUAUGUGGAGGGUCACUGAUUAUGGCAGAGUGGGUUAUGACCGCUGCUCAUUGCGUACUUAAUGAUGAUCCCAGCAAGUUUAAGGUGAUCCUUGGGGAUAUCGAUCGUAAGAAGAAUGAAGGCUCAGAACAAGAAUUUGAGGUGAAACGUAUCAUCAAACAUCGUCUAUUCUCACACCCAGUUCCAUACGAGAACGAUAUCGCCCUCUUUCAGCUUUCGCACCAAGCUUCUCGCGGCGACUUAGUGAAUACAGCUUGUUUACCAGAAUUUCUUGAAGAAGUGCCGCUUGGGAAGGAAUGUUACAUAACAGGUUGGGGACAGAUGUUUGGUAAAGGCGAUUCAGCUACGAUCCUACAACAGGCGCGAAUGCCUGUUGUCUCUAACGGAGCAUGUGCAGCAAAACUGGAUACCUCACCGAAUGGUGGGCUUCAUACUGAUAACCGAACCUGGAUAGUGACAAGCAAAAUGAUCUGCGCAGGAGAUGCAGGGCACACUAAGACAAGCGGCUGCUUUGGGGACAGCGGUGGGCCAUUGCAAUGCAAGAAUACCGCUGGCCAGUGGGUAGUGCAGGGUAUUGUGAGCUGGGGUGACCCGGAUUGUUCAUCGAGUAACCAUUACACGGUGUUCACUCGGGUCAGCGUGUUUCGCAAGUGGAUCGAGGAUAUGUUGAAAGACACAGUUAACAAAUCUGAUAAAGACAGUUAGGCACAUCUAAGCAACCACGUAUGAGCAGGAAAAUUUCGUGUUUUUAUAAAUAACAGUUAAGUUUUGAAAAGUCAGUUAAGUUACCUUUUUAGUAUUUAACUAUCAGAGGAAAUGCCGCAUAAGAGAAAAAAGAUUGUAAAUUAACUUAAACAAAUUAUUACGGGAAAGCUAUAAAGAUUGUAAAUUAACCUAAACAGGUUUAAAGUAACGGAAAAGUAAAGGUUACUUAGGAUAGAUCUCACCUAUUACAUUUCUGAGCUUGAAAUGACAGACUACUGUACGUUUCUACACAGUAACUUUUACAGUACACUCUUUCCCAUCAGUUUAUGCUCACUUUCCACUGUCGCUGUGGACUGUUCUGUGAGAAAACGGGCUAAAGCGACUCCGACAUAUCACGAACUUUCCUCGCCCUGAGCAAAAGCCAAGCUUAGUCAAGUUGGUCAUUCUAAAUCAUACGUUGUGCUGUGCAAUUGAACACCACCCUAGAAUAUUUUUACAGUUAGCAGUGAUUAACGAUCUUUAGAAUAACAUCGAAGGCAUUUUCUUCCCCCAGAUCCUACUCAUCAGCACCGGCUAUGGGCCGUGAGAAGUCUAGUUACAACAAUUAAAAAAGUUGAUAGAGGAAA